This is a messenger RNA of Condylostylus longicornis, 423 nucleotides long. RefSeq names its product polycomb group RING finger protein 3-like. The record is from RefSeq and is a predicted model, not a curated record. The transcript is spliced from 4 exons. Gene Ontology annotation, biological process: regulation of transcription by RNA polymerase II. NCBI's taxonomy places the organism in Eukaryota, Metazoa, Arthropoda, Insecta, Diptera, Dolichopodidae. Bases 1 to 423 code for a protein of 140 amino acids. Gene Ontology annotation, cellular component: PRC1 complex.
AUGGAAAGAAGAAUAAGAUUACGUACUUUAAACACUCAUAUAACUUGCAAAAUAUGUGGAGGCUACUUCAUUGAUGCAACCACAGUCACUGAAUGUUUACAUACAUUUUGCAAAAGUUGUUUAGUAAAACACUUGGAAGAAAAGAAAACUUGUCCGACAUGCGAGAAUGUUAUUCAUCAGUCACAUCCAUUGCAAUAUAUAAGUUUUUAUGAAAUGAAGAGGGAAAGAGAUUUUUAUAGAAGUCGUAAUAUAGCUUGUCCAAAAGAUUUACUACAGAAUCAUGAAGAUGAUGAUGACAAGGUUAAUGAAGCACAUGCUGAAUCCGGCUAUCAUAGUUUAGAUGAGCUAGUUAAUUCUGAAUAUAAAUACUUGACAACAGAUAGCGCUGAACGUCAUACUGGAAAAAAACUUAUUGGAUUAUAG